Phlebotomus papatasi is the source of this 348-nucleotide messenger RNA. RefSeq names its product survival of motor neuron-related-splicing factor 30-like. Bases 1 to 348 code for a protein of 115 amino acids. NCBI's taxonomy places the organism in Eukaryota, Metazoa, Arthropoda, Insecta, Diptera, Psychodidae. The record is from RefSeq and is a predicted model, not a curated record. The transcript is spliced from 2 exons.
AUGUUGGUGGAGCGUAGGAGGAUUUCUGGGUAUGGGAGUGUGCCCAUGUCGCCUCCGGAGAAGGAGUUGAAGAGGAUGGCACCUUGUGCAGAGGAUCAGUUCAGCAAGAAGAAACUGAAAAAGCAACAGAGACUUAAGGAAUUGGAAGCUGAGCGUGAGACGGAGAAGAACAAAUGGUUGGCUUUUACGACAAAAAGCGCCAAGAAAUCUGGAUCAGCUGGCAUUCCAAAGAGCAUCUUUGCGUCUCCGGACAAUGUCAAUGGGAGGGUAGGAAUUGGAACCUGUGGGGUAGCGGGCAAGCCCAUGACCGAGACCAAGACCUGCGAAAAGUGGCGCAAAGGUAUCUAA